This is a messenger RNA of Monopterus albus (swamp eel), 5965 nucleotides long. Its product is annotated as probable ATP-dependent RNA helicase ddx6. The transcript is spliced from 13 exons. Gene Ontology annotation, molecular function: RNA helicase activity; nucleic acid binding; ATP binding. Bases 1003 to 2472 code for a protein of 489 amino acids. The record is from RefSeq and is a predicted model, not a curated record. NCBI's taxonomy places the organism in Eukaryota, Metazoa, Chordata, Actinopteri, Synbranchiformes, Synbranchidae.
AUAAGCAGGAGAGAAACGCCGAAGGAGAGAAGGCGAAGAAGUAGGCGACCAUGUUGGUUUAAAGGAAGAAGAAAUAGAGGCGAUUUAUUUAAAGAAAAAAAUCAGUUAUAAAAACGUGACUAACAAAGAAAGUAGUUGAUCAACCACAAACUGACCAUCUUCUGUAAAAUAAACGAUAAACUAAGGUAGGUUUGCGGUGACAAGUUGGAGUUGUUGGCUGACUUUGAGUAGGUAGCGGGUUGAACACAGCCACACUCACACACUUCACACACGACCUGAAGACCUGUGGUGUCUAGGGACAGAGGAUUGAACAACUGCAGCUGAGAGGAAACGCGCACUGCGGACUUGGAAGGGGUGGAAAGCUGUUUGGCUUUGGACUAGAAAACCCCUUGUAUGACUUGUGAUUUCAGGAUCCUCCUUUUGUUCCCACCUGUGGAACAAGACAGCAAAAAUACAUUCAGAGCAUUACAGACUACAUGAUUUUGGGGGAAAACUUGUACAAAGUUGGACAUCCCUUUUUUUUUUUCAAGAACAGGGAUAUUGAACAGCUCUUAUGGACUCAAAGUGGAAACAUAAAAAUACUCCAACUCUAAAAGUUGAACAAAGAUCAUACUGAAGAAGUUGUUGCCCAGGUUCAGAUAGUCUUAGUUGUUCUAUUUCAGGACUUGAACCGCUUUGAUACUUGUUCACAUAUAAUUUUUCUAUAUUGUGGGCAAGUAUAUUCAUGCAUAUGAAUGCAAAUUUCUCUUCAUUUUGAAGAGCUCUUGUAUAAAAAUUUGUUUUUGUUCUCGUACGUCAGUCACUCUGUUGUUAAAGGGGAUCGAACUGCACGUACAUGUGUAUAUGUAAAUACUACAAAUUUGGACUCAAAGAAUAGAGUAUAUUGUUUGUUAAUACUUUAUUAAACUUUUUUACUUUUGAAGAGAAUUUUUAAAAAGGAAAAACCUCAGAGGCAAAAAUCUAAUACUUUGAAGGAAAAAAAAUACAAGAAGAACAGGAAGAAUGGCAACGGCCAGAACAGAAAAUGUUGGCCCAGUCGUCAUGGGACUGAGUAAGCAGAACGGACAGCUCAGAGGACAGACCAAACCAACUUCAGUCCAGCCUGCAUCCACAACUCAAGGAAAGGCUUUGGGUGCACCCCAGAAAGCAAGCAGUGCCCCUCAGGAUGCAGGAGGCAUCAGGUUUGGAGAUGACUGGAAAAAGAGCCUAAAGCUCCCUCCCAAAGACAACAGGGUCAAAACCUCAGAUGUGACAGCCACUAAGGGCAAUGAAUUUGAAGAUUAUUGUCUCAAACGUGAACUCCUGAUGGGCAUCUUUGAAAUGGGUUGGGAGAAACCGUCCCCUAUCCAGGAGGAGAGCAUUCCCAUUGCCCUGUCUGGACGGGAUAUUCUGGCCCGGGCUAAAAAUGGAACAGGGAAAAGUGGAGCCUAUCUCAUCCCGCUGGUGGAGAGGAUAGACCUGAAAAAGGACCACAUACAGGCCAUUGUUAUGGUACCCACUCGUGAGCUGGCGCUGCAGGUGAGCCAGAUCUGCAUCCAGAUCAGCAAACACCUGGGAGGAGUCAAAGUCAUGGCCACCACCGGGGGCACCAUCCUACGUGAUGACAUCAUGCGCCUGGAUGAGACUGUGCACGUGGUCAUUGCCACACCUGGCAGGAUCCUGGACUUAAUAAAGAAGGGAGUGGCAAAGGUGGAUAAAGUCCAGAUGAUGGUUAUGGAUGAGGCGGAUAAGCUGCUGUCUCAGGACUUUGUGGUGCUCAUUGAGGAUAUCAUUGGCUUCCUGGCCAAGAACAGACAGAUCCUGCUUUAUUCUGCAACCUUCCCCAUCAGUGUGCAGAAGUUCAUGGCCAAGCACCUUCAGAAACCCUACGAGAUAAACCUGAUGGAGGAGCUGACUCUGAAGGGCAUUACUCAGUUCUACGCCUACGUCACUGAGAGGCAGAAAGUCCACUGCCUCAACACACUGUUCUCCAGGCUUCAGAUCAACCAGUCAAUCAUCUUCUGCAACUCCACUCAGAGGGUGGAGCUGUUGGCUAAGAAGAUCACUCAGCUGGGCUAUUCCUGCUUCUAUAUCCACGCUAAGAUGAUGCAGGAAUAUAGAAACCGUGUAUUCCAUGACUUCAGAAACGGACUGUGCAGAAACUUGGUCUGCACUGAUCUCUUCACUAGAGGUAUUGACAUCCAGGCUGUCAAUGUAGUCAUCAACUUCGACUUCCCUAAGAACGCUGAGACUUACCUCCAUCGUAUCGGCAGAUCAGGGAGGUUUGGCCACCUGGGCUUGGCCAUAAACCUCAUCACAUCAGAGGAUCGCUUCAACCUGAAGGCCAUUGAAGACCAGCUGGUCACUGACAUCAAGCCCAUUCCAGGCAGCAUCGACAAGAGCCUCUAUGUGGCAGAGUACCACUCAGUCGGCGCCGACAGUGGCAUGGAGGAGGCCGAAGAAAAACCGGGACGCCAACAGGACAGCACCUAAAGCAGGACGUUAGGAAACACCAGGCCUUUUGCACAGAUGUCAGCGCUUGCACACAGGCUUCAAGCAACGCUUUAGUUUCACAUUUCUCAUGUUUUCAGUCUAGGAAACGGAUAUAAAGGCUGUUUUUAUUUUUAGACCGUUCCUCAGCUUUUCCUGAAAAAGAGCUGCCGCAUUGUUUUAAUUCACUGAAAAGUCAAACUAUUGUUUUGCCCCAAACACAGACUAAACUGUCCUGUGUUCAAGCUUAGAUAAUUUUUACUCUCGAAGAAUGUGUGUGUGUGUGUGUGUGUUAGAGCGUGGUGACUGUUGAAACAAAGACAGCAGAGCCGAUGAGUAUCAAAGCUGUUUUGAACCUGUUGUCCUUAGAGACUCUUAUCAUUGCCAGUCAUUCUGUACACACACACACACACACACUGCUGUUGUCACUUAGUGACAACAGCAGUGUGUGUUGUCCCCACAUGCUCCUACAUGCACUCAUCCAUUCAUAGUUGGCUGCUUCUGCAGCAGAGUACGAGCACAAACAAGAUGAAAUAAAUAACUAUCCAGAUUGUAUUUAAACAUCUGUUAUGCAAGGGAAUAAAACACUCAGACACACUCUCCUGCUGAGAGGUGUCGAAACAACUCGCUCGUUGAGAACAUCCCCGAAUGCUUUUCUUUUAAUGUGAACCAUGCAAUAAAAAGGGCAGCUUUAUUUAAAUACGGCGUGACUGUUUUUCCCCUUUCACUAUGUAUAGUACAUGAGCAGAGUUAUUAUGAGAAGACGGCCUAAAGCCACAAGCCUUCGACUGAUCGAUGUUAGCCUGCAGCCACACAAUCAGCAUGGGAAAUGAAUAGCAGCCACCUGCUGUUGCUGGUUAGUUUUCCUGCAGACAGCUGCUGCUGCUGUUUGGUUUGUUUGCAUAAAAACACAUUUGGGCGGUGGAUACUGUAAAAUCUAUCGACCACAGUAACUAGUUGUUGUUGAUCUAGUGCGACUGAUGCAUUAGAAGGUUUGAAGCAGUUUUGAUAGUGACAUUUACCAUUUCUACACUGACAAGUAAUGGAGUAUCAGUCGGUGCAAGAGAUGAAGGUUCAUAGGGUUUUUGUUGACGUUGGUGCAAAACAAUAGUUUGAAUUGUCUUUUUCUUUUUCCACCCAUACAUUCAGGUUUCUGUUACAGUGUGGAAACAUCAGGUCUGUAAGGCAGUUUUACAAAUCCCAAGGUAACCUUUUCUUUUUAAGCCCCAUCAUGGCAAAAUUGGAGUUUGUGAAUGUGUUAAUGCAGCCCAGUGGUUACCAAGCUCUUUGUGUUGCUGCUCUUGUAUUAGAAAACCACCUUUAGACUAUGCUUUUAUGAAACCGCAUCAAGGGUAUGAAAUUGUUUUAUGGACUGUAGUGUGUUGAAACCUGCUCAGUCUGUCAAAAACCAUAUUGAGCUUCAAUUGAACGACUAAAAUCCAUAAAAGUUCACUUUUCUUUCUUUUCUUUUCUGCAGCAGCAGAGAUGCGAAUUUAUUUUAUUUUUUUUUGUUUGUUCCCCCAGCACAGCUAUGUUUUAUCACUUCACUCUAAAAAUGUAUUAUCUUUUGUAAGGGGUGGACUGUUUUUGAAAGCAAAAUUGUAGCAUCUUUAAACAGGCAGCUGUGACUUUUCUUUUUUGUCCUCCCCUUACAGAGCAUCACUGAUUCAAAAUGAAAAAAAGUAUUUUUGCUUUUUAAGAUUUAUUUUGAUGUUGCUUAAAGCAGUUUGGGGGAGGGCACUGUGAGGCUUUGGCACUGGGUAAUUUCUGGAGCUUUUUUUGGGGUGGGUUUGCAGAAGCCAGGUGUUUUAUCAGACGCUCUUUAGGCGUCUUGAAUCUUUCCUUCCCUCUGGUACUUAAAGCAAAUACAGAAGUUGUUUUUCCCUCAGAAGUAAACAGAACACCUUGUGCGCUGCUUGUUUUAAAUACCAGAGAGUGCCAAGUUGUACAGCAGAGAGUUUCAGGAGAGUGAAGCACUGUGAUCCUCUUGAACCUGUUCCGCAUUUAUGUGAUGGAUGAUCGAAGUGCUGUGAUUCCCCCCCAACUUAACCUGUUUUCGACUAGGGCAAUCUUCAUACGAGGUGUUGUGAAUCAUUUUGAGGAAACAAAAUUGUAAAUGAUUCAUUGUUUACAAUUAGGGACAAAAGAAAACGCUUUGCUUCAUGGCAGAGGGAGAAGUUAGUUUCCUUUUGUUUUCUUUGAAAGAGAUUUUCAGGACUUACACUGAAGCAAAACCAAAAAAGUGGGAUGUCAAAUGAGUGUGUGAGACAUUCAGGUGUGUGUGUGUGCUGUUUAACUUGCAGGCAACUGUCUAAACAAGGUGUGUAAAAUGUGUUUGCAGCCAUAACAGGCUGUUUUGUUUUGUAUCAUUAUGUUUAGAUGCAAGCUUCAACUAAACCAUUUCUGAAUUCACAGUUUGUCCCUGGGAACAUCACUUUGAGCAGAACUGCAGCCAACAUGGUUCCUUAUGUGCACAACUGUUAAUUUGGAAUAAGUGUUUGAAGCUGCAUGUAAGCAUAACAGGUUUUCAUGUGCAGACUCAUCUUGGUUUGUUUUUUUUGGGGGGUGGGAGACAAUGUUGUCUUAAAUAGAAUGGAUGUUUACAGCUGUCAGGGACAUGAUCACUCUCCCACCCCCUUCAUCCAGGAGUUUGUAGACAAAAAUCACUCAACCCAAAAUUUCUCUGUUGAUAAAUUUUCCACUUUUUUUUUUUUUCUUCUGCCUGAUGUUUUUUGUUCUUGAUCACGUCCCUGACAGUCAUUCCAUGAUCUCUUUUGUGACCCCCCACACAACAGAGAUUAGAUGUAGCUGAACCUGUCGAGGCUCUUGGCUGGUGUCAGCAGCUGUUUAUCAGAUGUCAUCACUGACAUUUGCCUGGCGUUGUCUCCCGGCGCGCACAAAGGAAAAACUGCCCUUUAUUACAGUUACAGCAGUGUUUCUUCUGUAUGGAUAGAAAAGAUGUUACAACUUCUAAUUGGCUCUUGAAUCUCUGUGGUUGGAAUGUAGGUGAGGCUAAAUUGCAUCAGUAUUUCGCUACAACAUGGAUAGAAAGGAGUUGAAAUCCAGUGUCUGAAUUGGCUCAGAAAAUGUUGGUUCAGUUUGCUCCUCUUAUGUAAGAAUUCGGUUUUCUUUUCAAAAACUGCUCCUGGAGUCAGUUUCUUGGGUUCACUCUGUUUCUCAUACAAAUUUCACUGUCACAUUAAAGUGAGUUGCAUUAUUUUGGACUUGAAAUCCAAUAAACUAAAACAAGAUUUCCUGUUUUGGAAUCGGUAAUUUUGUCCCAUUUUUUUAAAAAUCACAGAUUUAAAACCUCAAUUCUGAUUUGUUGGUACUGCAACAAUGUCACUAUUACAUUUUCUUUUUGUCUGUUAUAAAAAAAUACAUUGAAAAUACACAAGGUAUUUCAGUGACUUGUGUUGAUCACUUUGUCCUCAACUGUUGUAACAUGGAAAUACAUGCAGGGGCUCUGAAAUUGAAUAAAUUGAACAGAAAUUCA